CGGAAUGAGAACCGAUAAAACAGCUCGUGUGCUUUCGCCAAUCUUCGGUAAAGGGGGAAUGCGUCUGUAUCUCUUGAAACACGUGGUUGAAAACAUGGCGCUAUCCGCGAAACGCGAAGGUCUGAAACACGUACCUUGGUUCUCACUACAAGAAUGGCUUCAGGUGUACAAUCAGAUUUAUUCAAAUGACACUGUAGAACAAGACAAGGGUUACAAAACUCUUCUAGUAUGGAAAGCAAGGGUUCCAAAAUUACCAGUUGGUAUAGAAUGUACAUUGGGUCUGAUUCAAGUUUGUCUACGAGAUAGAGAAUUAACUUUACGUAUUGAUAAUGAUGAAGUACCUGUAUUAUAUGAGAAUGACUUGUGUCUCAUGUAUUCCACUAUGAUAAUGCGAUUCUUAAAUCACAUAUCUAACAUAGGAAAUACCAAACAAAUAUCACUUUUUCAAAUAGCUAGGCAACUCAAGAUUCCUGAAUGGAUAGUGAAUCUGAGACACGAUACAGCACACGGCCAUGAUCUACCAUCUCUGAGCUCUUUGAGAUUGGCUGCAAAUAUGUUGUUGACAUGGCUGCAUGAUGAAUAUUGGGCUAGUGAAGCUAAAAAUAUGGAAGAGUAUUUGAUGAAACAAAUGGAGGACACAGAAGACGAAGAGGUGGAGUCAGAAGAAGCAGAAGCUUUGAAGGAUUUAAUAGAACUGUGGGUUGCUAUUGGCUUAUAUAUGCGAGCCAAUUACUCCUUAGUGGAGGAGAUUCCUGAUAGUCAUUUACAAAAUGCUUUACAAGAUCUUCGUAAGUUCACGUUGAUCUUAUCAGCAGGAAAAACAUAUAAUUCCCCUUCUGUGGCUGCCUUCAAGCAGGGGGACAGUCGGGACUUGAAAAGCACAACUAGCGAUGUUGAUGAGGAAACUGUAUUAAAUAAUACGGAUAUUAAAAGUGAUAAAAAAUUUCAAUUAUCCACUGCACGAGGUAUUCUUCUAACUGAGAUGUCAAGAUAUCUAGGAAAAAAUAAAUCAAUAUCAAACAAGGAGGAACGAGUGCUGAAAGUUUUACUGGAAACUGAAGUAUUUCUACCUCAAGAGGAUUUUCUAGAAAUCUUCAGUAAUGGCAAAAGCUCAGACAAGUCGAGUGAAGACGAUCUUCCAUUGGACAUGAUAUAUUUUUGGCAAGACUUUAUUCUGUUGUUGCAAGAAACGAAGAUGUUAGAAUCGACAAUUUUGAGAUUACUAAAAUUACUCAAUGAUUCCACUGAAGAUCAUUAUAGGAAACAAAUGGCUGCACUGUGGAUAAAAGCUAUAGUUCGCGGUUUAUUAAAAAUGAAAGUGUCUCAGCAUAUUUCAGAGACGCUACAAUAUUCAUUGAAAAAGAAAAAGCGAAUUAGUACCAAAUCAAUGUCAUUAAGAAUUCGAAAUAAGCUCAACCAUCUUCAUCCAGAACUAAAAAAUGAUCUAACGUUAAAUAUCUUAGGCGACAUUCCAAAUUGCGUAACAAAUUUCGAUUUUGUCACCAAUCUAGUCCUAAACGCGAAUGAAUAUUCUGCAAAAUUUAUUACGGUAUUCUUAGAUCUUGUUACUCCAAGUAUUGAGCAAGAUCGAAAGCAACUCUUGCUUGACCUUAUCAAAAUUUAUAUUGGAGAAGAUAUUGUCAAUGGCGAUGCAAGUACUACCGAUAAAGACAGGAUAUACACCAUAGAAGAUUUUGAAAAAUAUUCCGCUGAAGAAAAUCAUCCGGAAGACAUGGAAGUAGAAGAGAUUUCUGAACAGGCAGAACGUAGACCAAAAAUAUUUGAUCAGACAAUCCGUAAUACUAACUGGAAAUUAGCAUCACACAAUUACGACUGGGGUUCUUGUCCAAUUGGUAUAUUACCCUGGCAGUUGGACACUAUGGAAUCAUUACCACCGAUGACUGCGGUGACUCCAGUCAAGGAAAUUAAACUUCCUGUUACAGAUAGAGAAUCCAAAAUAGUACCAGGAAUAAUAGACAUGAGCAUUUUGAAAAUGAGGAGUAACGUCAGUUGGGAUGGAAUUUUCAGGAAGAAAAGGAGAAUCAAGAGGAAACGUCGAACGGAAGAAACGGACGUAAUCAUUAACAAGGCAAUAGAAAUUGUCAAAAAGCAUCACUAAUGUACUUUCCUUUAUCACAGAAUGGAUAUAGUAGGAGACACGUGCAAUCCAAUGAAACUGUGAGAUAUAAUUGUUUGUAAUAAAAUUUAUUUAAACGA
This is a messenger RNA of Cephus cinctus (wheat stem sawfly), 2217 nucleotides long. RefSeq lists its product as uncharacterized. Gene Ontology annotation, cellular component: Las1 complex; preribosome, large subunit precursor. The record is from RefSeq and is a predicted model, not a curated record. The transcript has 5 exons. NCBI's taxonomy places the organism in Eukaryota, Metazoa, Arthropoda, Insecta, Hymenoptera, Cephidae. Gene Ontology annotation, molecular function: endonuclease activity. Gene Ontology annotation, biological process: maturation of 5.8S rRNA; maturation of LSU-rRNA. Bases 5 to 2119 code for a protein of 704 amino acids.